Messenger RNA from Tachysurus fulvidraco (yellow catfish), 3070 nucleotides. It is a transcript of the gene metap1, whose product is annotated as methionyl aminopeptidase 1. Gene Ontology annotation, molecular function: metalloaminopeptidase activity. Bases 75 to 1232 code for a protein of 385 amino acids. Lineage: Eukaryota; Metazoa; Chordata; Actinopteri; Siluriformes; Bagridae. Gene Ontology annotation, biological process: proteolysis. The transcript has 11 exons. The record is from RefSeq and is a predicted model, not a curated record.
ACGUGCUCUCUCUCUCUCUCUCUCUCUCUCUCUCUCUCUCUCUCUCUCUCUCUCUCUCUCUCUCUCUCUCAAGCAUGGCGGCUGUGGUGGCGACACGGGCGUGCGAAACCGAAGGCUGCAGUAAAGAAGCAAAAUUGCAGUGUCCCACAUGUAUUAAACUCGGGAUACAAGGAUCAUAUUUCUGCUCUCAGGAAUGUUUCAAAGGCAGCUGGGGUACUCACAAACUGCUCCACAAGAAAGCAAAGGAAGAUAAAAAGGAUGAGGAGAACUGUGUGGGGAAGGAGGUCAACACAGAUCCCUGGCCUGGAUAUAAGUACUCUGGCAAGCUGCGACCUUAUUAUCCAUUGACACCCAUGCGUCCAGUUCCAGGGCACAUUCAGAGGCCAGACUAUGCUGAUCACCCCCUGGGGAUGUCUGAGACAGAGCAGACACUUAAAGGGACUUCCCAAAUUAAAAUCCUUACUCCUGAAGAGACUGAGGGCAUGAGAAUCGUCUGCAAGCUGGCCAGAGAGGUGCUCGAGAUUGCUGCCAUGAUGGUGAAACCUGGAGUGACAACAGAGGAGAUCGAUCAUGCUGUACAUCUGGCAUGCACAGCACGGAAUUGCUAUCCUUCCCCCCUCAACUACUACAACUUUCCAAAGUCUUGCUGUACAUCAGUUAAUGAGGUCAUCUGCCAUGGAAUACCAGACCGCCGCACCCUACAAGAAGGGGACAUCCUUAAUGUGGAUAUUACUGUUUUCCACAACGGUUACCAUGGAGACCUGAAUGAGACAUUUUUUGUGGGUGAGGUGGAUGAAGGGGCAAAAAGGCUGGUGCAGACGACGUAUGAAUGCCUAAUGCAAGCUAUUGAUGCUGUGAAGCCUGGUGUACGUUAUCGUGAGCUGGGGAACAUCAUUCAGAAACAUGCGCAGGCUAGUGGAUUUUCUGUGGUGCGAAGUUACUGCGGUCAUGGCAUCCACAAACUCUUUCACACGGCACCCAAUGUCCCACAUUAUGCAAAGAAUAAAGCUGUUGGAGUGAUGAAACCUGGACACGUCUUCACGAUUGAGCCCAUGAUUUGUGAAGGUGGUUGGCAGGAUGAGACUUGGCCAGAUGGUUGGACAGCUGUUACUCGAGAUGGGAAACGCUCUGCCCAGUUUGAACACACACUUCUGGUGACUGAAACAGGUUGUGAGGUUCUCACUCGUCGACUUGAAGAAAAUGGCCGUGCUCACUUCCUGUCACAGAUGUAGAGUGCUUGGGUGAGAACACAAGCCCUGCCCCCAGUGGAGGACACAUCUGCUCCGCCCCUGUCACCGAUAAGCCAAUCACACUGUGGUUCUCUGUUGGGCAGGAGAUUAUUGGCCAAAUGGCCAUGUUGAUGGAGUGUCUAACUGGGCGAGAAAUGGAGAUUUGUUAUUUAUGAAUUUAUCAUCUGAACAGUCAUAGGACUCACUUGGAUCUGGUCAGACUGGAAGGCACUGACUUUUGACCUGCUUGCAGUGCCACUCCCCCUUUUGUGUCUGUAGGUGCGUGCGUGUGUGUGUGUGUGUGUGUGUGUGUGUGUGUGUGUGUGUGUGUGUGUGUGUGUGUGUGUGUGUGUGUGUGUGUGUACACAUAAAUAUACAUGCGUACACACACACACUACUUUAUUGAACAAGCUGUGUUUGAAUUCAGGAUUUAUUGUGUGUGUCCAAGUAUGAAUGGUAAGCAUGUCAUAUGUUUCAAAAUGAUACCAAACAGACGUAAUAAAAUCUUAACACAUUUUUUUUUCUUUCAUUUCUGGUUUAUCCCAGACAUACUCCCUGCAACAUCCGCCUGUUUACAAAAGAGUGCCUCACAACAAACAAUGUAUUUCAUGAAAUUCAGAUCAUUAUGUAGUGAUUUAUUUAAAGAAAUGUUAUUUUUCAUAUGUAAUUGGCUGAUGCAGUUCAGAACUGUUCAUGGUUGAUCUAACAUUGAUAGGCUUUUGGUCAUUGGUGCACUGUGUGUGUCUGAAACCCAGUCAAAAACAUUUCAUUGAUCUGCAUUCAAGCUGUAUUAAAGCAGAUUUUCCCUGUGGAUGGUCUCUAGGUUUUGUGUUUUUCACCCAAAUGUGAGUAAACUGUCUGCCUGUGUCUCUGUCAGUGUUUGUCAGUGUAAGGUCCAGUUUUGCAUUUUGGUAUGGGGAGGUUGAGAUAUUUGUUUAUACAGACUUGUGACAGCAUAGUAAAUUCUACACAAAUAAAUUAUAGUGUAAUUUAUGUGUCAACUGUCCUUGUCUCUGACCCCUUCUAUGUCUGGCCAUUUAAGAACUUUACUAUUUACUAUAAACCCUCCUCAAGAUGGUUUGUUUACUAAACCAGGAGUUCAAAUGGGGGUAUGUUUGUUCGGGGAGAUAUUUGGCAGAUGGAACCCAUUGUAUUAUGUAAUAGAUGCUUAGACUUCAACGAGUCUACUGAAAUAUCUGAAGAGGUUUUUUCCUUUUUUGGCUUAUUAAAAUAGAUGAGGAUGUACAGUUCAUGUCUGUUAUUAGCUUGGCAAAGACCAAGACACAAUAUUAAAAUACCUAAAUGCAUUUGCUGUUUGGUCUGCAGAUUAUUUUUGUAAAAUAUCGUUUGGAUUAUAGCUGGUCAAUUGGUUCCAGAGAGGUAUUUCAAAAGUUCCAUAACAAAUUUCCACAUCAUAUGGCCUGCAGUCAUAUUCAAAAGUGAUUUCCACAAAAUAAAAAGGAACAGAUGUUUCAUUGCAGUUUAGCAUGUGGCAGAUUCUCCAAGGUCAUUUUAUUUAAUCAUGUAGGUAAUCACUUAACUAGGCUCCCCAUUCUUGUAAAAGUCUUGGUGUAAAUAGGAUGAGCUCAUAAAGAUGUAAGACAGACGCAUCAUUGAAUUUGCAUUUUUAUUACCACAUGCAACUAUUUUACAUAAUGGCUUCCACCCCAUAGCUUUUUAUACGAUUGUAUAAUGUUUGUGAACUCUUUUAGAUAAUCUAAUUCCAGUAUGUGGCUUAUAAGCUUAUCACAGCAUGCAGGUUAAAUACGCUAAUUGAGUAAUGUGAGUGUUUCAGCCAACACCUUUCGAGUGUUGCAGGGUUAUAUAAUAUUUAGCCAAUU